AUGUCAUAAGAUGAGUAUUAAGAUUUUGAAGAGUAUGUUUAUAAUGAUGAAUAGCAAAUUGAAGAAGAACAAGAGGAAAUAGGAAUAAAUGAAUAAAGGAUGGAAUAAAGUAAAUAUAAGGUUAUUAUUUAAGCAUGUUAAACUCAAUAAUAUAUUUAAAUAGUAGAUUCAGAUAAAAGUGAGGAUCCAUGCUUUUUAAUAUUAUUAUAAGAGAAUAACAUACCUUAAUUGGAGAUAGCUCUUUUAUCAAAUGUUUCUACUUUCUUUGAUAGGUAAGCAAAAUUAUUUAAUUAUUGUGCAAAAAUGAUUGGUUUGAUUACAAUUGGAUCAUUAGGUAUAAAUAAGUAUUAUAAUAAGAAAAUAUCAAUUAAUAUUCAGUUCUAUUGUGUAAAUUUCUGAAAUUGUUGUUUUAGAUUUAAGAAAUAGGGUCCUAUUCUCAAUUUUCAUAAUAAUUAUUUUAACAUUUAGGAUGUUAAGAUCAUCAAAUAGGAUAUAAAAUAAAUAGUGAUUAAUAAUUAGUUUUAUAUUUAAUGAAACUAAUACUAAAGGAGGAUGAUUAGUUUUAGAGGAUUCUGCCUUAUUUACCUAGAUUUUUAAUUUUUGCAAUAAAUCCACCUCAACCUUUUAUUAGUUCAACAUCUCCUAGAAUAUUAUAAACAUUAAUAGUAAACAAAAUAAAUGAAGAAUUAUUUGAUACAUCAUUUGAAAAAUGCUUAAAAUUAGAUAUUUUGGCAUUGUCAUACUUUUCAGAAUAAACUUAAAAUAUUUCUAUUUAUAAAGAAAUAAUAGUGACAUUAACUUCCAUAUUUGAAAGGUAGUGUGAUUUAAUAUAUUUUUAGUUUACUUGAUUAGAAGAAUUCUUCAAAUUUAGAUAAUUAAUUGAUUAAUUUACUUUAAUUCUUUCUUGCAUUCACAACAAAUGAAACAAUUCUAAAUACAUUAUUCAACAAUGUUUUUCAUAGAGUCCUCUAUAAUUCAAUUAGAUUUUCAUAGCCUUCAUUUGGAUCAUUAAAUCCAGCUAAAUGGUCUCAAUAACCUCUAAUACUUGAUGCUAUGGUUAAUUUAAUUAUAAGAAUUGUUAGUGUAGAUAAAAUAGAUAAGAUUUUAUUAGAAAAUUUGUUUGAUGAUUUUAUAUUUCUUUUGGAAAAAUAGAAAUUCGAUUUUAUUUAUAGAGUUAUUCUACCUAUUCUUAAUAGUGAAUAAGUAAGAUUAAUACAGGUUUGUUUUCAUCCUAGAUUUAGUAUACAAGAAUGUAAGUUAAAAGUUGAAAAUUCACUACGUGCCCAAAAAAAGAAUAUUUUAUUUUAUUCUACUCUUUUCACAGAUAUAUUGACUAAAAAUUAAUGUUAAUAAAUUGAUUAGCUUGUUUAAGAUUAAUUAAGAACAGAAUAGAAUCAAAAUAGUUUAUAAUAAUAAAUUUUAUAAAAUGAUAAUAUAUCUAAAUUGAAUGGAUAAUGGAUAAAUUUACAUUAAUUUAAUCCAUUGAAUCCUCAUUUGAGUUCUUAGAUUUUAUUAGAGAAAUUAAAUGACAGAAAUAAUGUUUUAUUUAUUUUUGAUUUAAUAGUAGGUAAUGAAAAUGUUAGAUUAGUAUGUUUUAUUAAUAACAUAGAAUCAGAUUAAAAAACAUAUAAAUUUAUUUAGGCUAAAUCAAAUACUUAAUCAUUUUAUGUAAUGAUGAUAUAAGAUGAUCAUUUUUGGUAUGUUAAUUCUUUUGAUAAAAAAUCACAUCUUAUCUUAGCUAUUUAAGACAAUAUGUUGCAAAUUACUCAUAGCAAUCGUCCAAUUGCUUGUAUUAAUUUUCUAGAUUUCUAAUCUAGUUAGUUUGGAUUCCCUUUCCAAAAAAUAUAAUAAAAGACUUCGCUUAUUGAUUAAAUUAAGUAUGCAAUGAUGGAAUAAGAUUGUUGUUUGAUUUAAAUUGAAAUCUGGACUUUUGAUCAAUCCAAAGAUUUUAUAUAAAAAAUUGAUAUAUCAGAAUUACUUUAGAAUAAAAGUUACACUUAAUAAUUAGACUAUUACCUUUCUUAAUUUAGAUUCUAGCCUAUUCAUUUGAUUCCACAUGAUUUAACAAUUUAAGAACUUUCCAUAUAAUUAAAUGAAAAAAUUGAUUUAAAAGUGCUGAAAGAAAAUUAAAUUAAUGACAUUACUGUCGAUAAAGCUAUAUAAUAACUUAAUUUAAAGAAGCAAUCUUAAAAACCUUUGUUAAAUUAUUUUUAAAGAUAUAUUGGAGAUACAAAUAAGAUACUGGAAUAAAUCAAUAAAUAUUUGAAUGUUGUUAAGGCAGAUUAAGUUUAUAAAACAUUAUUUAUGGAAUUAGAUUUCUUAUCUGAAAUAGAUGGUUUUGCAUAAUUUAUCCUUUAAACUGAUGGAUUUUUAUAAUUGUUACUUGUUAUGGCAUUCUUAAAUAAUAAAAAAGAAGGUAAAGAAGCUUACAAUAAAAUUGUUUAAUUAAUGUAUUCAUCUAUUACAAUCUUGUUAGAUUAAAAUCACAAUUUGAAAAAUAAAGCUUUAAUGAAAUCAAAAAUUUAAAUUAGAAUAAUUAAUAGAAUAGAUUCUUACUUAAAUUUAUUGAAUCAAAAGAUUAAAACUUAAGAAACUUUAAAGGGAAAGCUUAAAGGUAUUGGAUAUGGUGAUAUAAAUUAUAGGAUUUCAGAUUUAAUUUUCAAUCCAGAUUAAUAAUUGGAAGGUGAAAAGAGAUAUAUUGAUAUUCAACAAAGUUAGAAAGAUAUCAAUUUAGAGACUUUACUGAAAUGUUUACGAAUAUUGAUUGAUUAAAAUUAUAAGGAUCCUAUGGUUAUUUAAUGCUUUCAGCUAACAAAUAUUUUAACUUUUUUAAUUAAGUACUUUUAGAAUAUAAAUAUAACUUAAAUUGAAAAUUCUUAGGUUUUUGGUGAAGUCUUAAAAAUAAUAGAAAUUUUGGCAAAAUUUUCAGUUACUUUAGAACUAUUCAUAAUUAAUGAUCAAGAGAGCCUAUUUAAUUAUUUAGAAAGAAUUAAUUAAUAGGCAAUAAUUUAUAUAAAACAAUUUAAUUCUAAAAUAGAGGAAGUAGAAAAGUUUAGGCAAACUUAUAAUUAUAUUGAGUCAUGUUUAUAUGCAGCUAAAAUGAUUAGUGUAACAUUCGUAAGUUAGGAUUAAUAAUAAUUGAAAGACGAAUAAAUUGGUAUGCAUUAAUUUUAUAAUCUUAUAAUGAAAAAAUUAGCAGUAGCUAAAUGUGAAAUUUAGAGUGAUCAAUAAUAUUUGAAUGUUAUGAAAGAAUUUUAUUAANAUCAAUCCAAAGAUUUUAUAUAAAAAAUUGAUAUAUCAGAAUUACUUUAGAAUAAAAGUUACACUUAAUAAUUAGACUAUUACCUUUCUUAAUUUAGAUUCUAGCCUAUUCAUUUGAUUCCACAUGAUUUAACAAUUUAAGAACUUUCCAUAUAAUUAAAUGAAAAAAUUGAUUUAAAAGUGCUGAAAGAAAAUUAAAUUAAUGACAUUACUGUCGAUAAAGCUAUAUAAUAACUUAAUUUAAAGAAGCAAUCUUAAAAACCUUUGUUAAAUUAUUUUUAAAGAUAUAUUGGAGAUACAAAUAAGAUACUGGAAUAAAUCAAUAAAUAUUUGAAUGUUGUUAAGGCAGAUUAAGUUUAUAAAACAUUAUUUAUGGAAUUAGAUUUCUUAUCUGAAAUAGAUGGUUUUGCAUAAUUUAUCCUUUAAACUGAUGGAUUUUUAUAAUUGUUACUUGUUAUGGCAUUCUUAAAUAAUAAAAAAGAAGGUAAAGAAGCUUACAAUAAAAUUGUUUAAUUAAUGUAUUCAUCUAUUACAAUCUUGUUAGAUUAAAAUCACAAUUUGAAAAAUAAAGCUUUAAUGAAAUCAAAAAUUUAAAUUAGAAUAAUUAAUAGAAUAGAUUCUUACUUAAAUUUAUUGAAUCAAAAGAUUAAAACUUAAGAAACUUUAAAGGGAAAGCUUAAAGGUAUUGGAUAUGGUGAUAUAAAUUAUAGGAUUUCAGAUUUAAUUUUCAAUCCAGAUUAAUAAUUGGAAGGUGAAAAGAGAUAUAUUGAUAUUCAACAAAGUUAGAAAGAUAUCAAUUUAGAGACUUUACUGAAAUGUUUACGAAUAUUGAUUGAUUAAAAUUAUAAGGAUCCUAUGGUUAUUUAAUGCUUUCAGCUAACAAAUAUUUUAACUUUUUUAAUUAAGUACUUUUAGAAUAUAAAUAUAACUUAAAUUGAAAAUUCUUAGGUUUUUGGUGAAGUCUUAAAAAUAAUAGAAAUUUUGGCAAAAUUUUCAGUUACUUUAGAACUAUUCAUAAUUAAUGAUCAAGAGAGCCUAUUUAAUUAUUUAGAAAGAAUUAAUUAAUAGGCAAUAAUUUAUAUAAAACAAUUUAAUUCUAAAAUAGAGGAAGUAGAAAAGUUUAGGCAAACUUAUAAUUAUAUUGAGUCAUGUUUAUAUGCAGCUAAAAUGAUUAGUGUAACAUUCGUAAGUUAGGAUUAAUAAUAAUUGAAAGACGAAUAAAUUGGUAUGCAUUAAUUUUAUAAUCUUAUAAUGAAAAAAUUAGCAGUAGCUAAAUGUGAAAUUUAGAGUGAUCAAUAAUAUUUGAAUGUUAUGAAAGAAUUUUAUUAAUAGACAAAUAUUUCAAAUUCAGCAAAAAUGUAAAGGUUGAUAUCAGAAAUUUUAAAUAUAGGAGAAAAUCUACCAAUGGAAGCAACAAAUUCUAUAUUUUUGAGAUAUGAUCAAGAUAGAAUGGAUUGUAUGAGAACAAUUAUUUUUGGAGCAAGUGGUACACCAUAUGCUUAUGGAGCAUUUUUAUUUGAAAUUUAUUUUGGAGAAGAUUAUCCACAUAAACCUCCAAAAAUGAAAUUAUCUACAACUGGACAUGGAAAGGUGAGAUUUAAUCCAAAUUUGUAUAAUUGUGGAAAAGUGUGUUUGAGUUUAUUAGGAACAUGGUAUGAUAAUUGGGUUCCAAAUUUUUCAACUAUUUUAUAAAUUUUGAUAUCUAUUUAAUCAAUGGUGAUGUGGGAAAAUGUCCUGUUUAAUGAACCAGGAUGGGAAAUGUAAAUGGGUACUCCAUAAGGAGAAAAGAAUAAUAGAGGUUAUUGUAAUUUUAUUAAAGUUUAGAAUAUUAGAUAUGCAAUGAUUGAAUAAUUAUAAAAACCUCCUAAAGGAUUUGAAGAAGUUAUUUAAAAGAGCUUUUAUUUGAGGAAGGAGUUAAUUAAAAAAGAAAUUGAAGAUUGGAUUGAAUAAGCAAAUCUACCAGUUGUUUAUUAAUCAGUUAAAAUAUAAAAUGAAUAAAUAUGCAAUUAUGAUUCAGCACCUGGUUUAUAUAAAUAAGAAUUGAUUAAAGUAUAUGAUUAAUUGAAAGUAGAAUUAGAAAAGUUGAAACUAAACAUUGGAAGGGAUUUUUUAAAUAUUUCUAAUGAAAAUAAAAAGGAAAUUGUUAUAAAUAAAAAUUACGUUAAUUAUUAAGAAUAAUAAUUGAGUAAUAUUUAAAUGCCUCAAGGAUUAAAUUUAAAUGAUAUAGAUAUAGGAUAUGAGGAUAAUUUAUAAUAAAGAUAAUUUGAUUCAAAUGAUUAAAACUUAUAAAAUUUAAUGAGUAGAUAUAUUGGAGUAGUAGGUUUAGAUGCAGUAAAAAGAUAAAGUGAAUCUACUGUUUUUAUCCAUGGUGUUAAUGGAUUAGGUAUUGAAAUAGCUAAAAAUAUUGUUUUGUCUGGUGUUAAAAAACUUAUUAUAUAUGAUCCUACUCCUGUUUAAUUAUAUGAUUUAGGUACUAAUUUCUAUUUGAAUUAAGAAGAUAUUAAUCAUAAUAGAGAUGAAGGAGUAAUUAAUAAAUUAAAAUAUUUAAAUCCAUAUGUAAGAAUUGAGAUCUUUUAAAAAAAUAUUUAAGAACUUAACUUAAAUGAAAUUUAAGUAUUUAUUACAUAAGAUCCAAAAAUAGCAUCUGAAAUAUCCAAUAAAAAUUAAGUGUCUGUAAUCUUGGCUUAAACUAGAAAUAUAUUUACAAGAAUUGUAACAGAUUUUGGUGAUGAAUUUAAUAUAAUUGAUAGAGAUGGAGAAUAAUUAUCAGAAUUAAUUAUUAAUGAUAUUCAAAAUAAUUUAGUUACUUUUUAGAAUUAAAAUCAUAAUUUAAUGGAAAAUGAUAUUGUUUUAAUCAAAGAAGUUAGAUAAUUUGAUGGACAAAAUGAAUCAUAUAAUUAGAAAUUUAAAAUAUAAAAUGUAAAAAGAAAUUCAUUUGAAUUGAUAACUGAUAAAAUAUUCUGUCCUUAUAAAAGUCAUGGAAUAGCAUAUUAAUAAAAAUAAACAAUUAAAUUGCCAUUCUAAAGAAUUGAAAAUGUUUUAAAUUCAUUUUCUAAUUUUAGUGAGAAUAUGGGAAUGUUGGAUAGAAUAGGUGAGAUUAAACGUGAUCUAAUUCAUUUUUGUUUAAAUAAUAUAGAAUAAUUGAAUGAUGAUUGGAAUUUAGAUAAGAUUACUCAAUUCAUUAAUUAUAUGUUAUCCUGUCAUAUAGAUAAAAGACUUAAUGAAUAAUAUAAUGAAGAUGUAUUUAAUAAAUAUAAAGAGGAAUUAAUUCCACUUUUAGUAUUAUUAUCAAUUAAUACCUUAUUUUAACCAUUAUGUGCAUUUAUUGGAGGUAUGGCAGCUUAAGAGGCUCUGAAAGCAAUAAAUAAAAAAUAUAUACCUAUACAUUAAGUUUAUGUGUAGUCAUUUGAUGAUGUAUUACCUUUUAAAUUAAGGGAAUUAAACACUUAAUAAUAAGAAUAUCAAUAAUUUUUAUAGAAAUAUGGAAUAAAUUAGAAUGCGAAUUCUAGAUAUAAAGAUUUAAUAAAUACUGUAGGAAGUAUAGAAAAAUUGUAUAAAUCAAAUGUUUUUGUAAUUGGGGCUGGUGCGAUAGGUUGUGAAUUAUUAAAAAAUUAUGCUCUUUUGGGUAUUGGUAAGAAUGGUAGUAUAUAUGUAACUGAUCCUGAUGUGAUUGAGAAUUCAAAUCUUAGUAGAUAAUUUUUAUUUAGAGAAAAACACAUUAGAAAACCGAAAAGUUUAACAGCAGCUGCAGUGGUGAAAUCAAUGAAUCCUGAUAUUAAAAUUAUAGCUAGAUUAGAUAAAGUGUGUUAGGAGAGUUAAGAAAUAUAUCAUAAUGAAUUUUAUAGAUAAAUGAAUUGUGUGACUAAUGCUUUAGAUAAUGUAUAAGCAAGAUUAUAUAUUGAUUCAAAAUGUGUUGAAAAUGAUAUUAAUUUAAUAGAUAGUGGAACAUUAGGAACAAAGGGACAUGUAUAAACAAUAAUUGCAAAAUAAAGUGAAAAUUAUGCAAGUUAAUAAGAUCCAGAAUAAAAUAAUGAUAUUCCAUAUUGUACUUUAAGAAUGUUUCCAGAAACUAAUUUACAUUGUUUAGAAUGGGCAAGAGAUAAAUUUGAAUAGUAUUUCUAUCGUAAACCAGCAGCUUUAGUAUCAUUAAUGUAAGAAACUACUCCAUAAUAAUAAAAUAUAGAUUUAGCUUUAAGAAUACUUAAGAAAUAUCCAAAAUCAUUUCAUGAAUGUCUUUAAUUAGGAAUAUAAAAGUUCUAAAAAUUAUUUAUUUGUGAUAUAUAGACUUUGCUUGAUGCUUAUCCUUUAGAUACAAUGACAAAGGAAGGUAAAUUAUUUUGGUCACCACCAAAGAGAAUACCAUAGAGUAUUGAAUUUAAUGGAUAUGUUGCAUUUAAAUUUGUAGAAUAUUUUGCUAUUCUUACUGCUUAAAUUUAUGGAAUAGAAAUACCAUAAUAAUACGAUUUAAGUAAAUUAGACAUAUAGUUAUAAUAAUAAUAAGUCAAAAAGAAAAAGAAUAACUAAAUAAUAAAAGAUUUAGAAAUUAAAUAAGAAUAAUAAAAUAAUUAAUAAGAAAAUGAUGUAAAGAAUUAUGAUACAUUAAUAAAUGAGGCAAGAAUUUUAUUAGAUUAAAUUAAACCUUGUUUACCAUAACCAUAAUAAUUUGAAAAAGAUGAUGAUUUUAAUCAUCAUGUAUCAUUUAUUACUUAAGCAACAAAUGCAAGGGCUCUAAAUUAUGGUAUUCAAUAAGUAGAUUGGAUGUGGACUAAAUUAAAAGCAGGCAGAGUAUUUAUAAUAUCUAUAUAUUUUAGAUCAUACCAGCUAUGUCAACUACCACUUCUUGUAUUGCAGGAUUAUAAACUCUAGAAUUAAUUAAAAUAUUAUUGAAUAUAAAUUAACCUAGAAAUACCUUUAUUAAUCUAGCCUUAUCAUCUUUUACGUAAAGUGAACCAGGAGAAGUUAAAAAGGUAAUAUCAUUUAUCAUUUAUUUUAGAAAAUCUUGAAAAAUGGAAUGCAAAUUACAAUAUGGUCUAAAUUUAUAUUGAAAAUUAAUAAAUAUUUAGAACCAUUGUCUUCUAUUUUAAAAUAAUUAGAAACUUUAUUUAAUUCAUCAAUCAUUAGUAUUUAAAAAGGAGCUAAAGUUAUAUAUCUUGUUUAGAUGUUACCAAAAGAUGAUAAAGAACUAUAUGAAUUGCUUAACUCUCCAAUUUCCUUUUAUAUUUAAUUUAUUAAUGGUGAAUCAUAAAUAAAUGUAUAACUUUAAGAUUCUACUUGGAUUAUGAUUAAUCUUAUAAUUAUUUGA
This is a messenger RNA of Paramecium sonneborni, 8563 nucleotides long. Lineage: Eukaryota; Ciliophora; Oligohymenophorea; Peniculida; Parameciidae. The record is from the annotation of a GenBank genome assembly.